UGCGUUGUUCAAAUUGUCCAUGUCAGGUAGGUGCUGUAAUGAAAUUAAAAUUUGGAAAGAAACCAAAAGUCGGUCUCACUACAGUAAGAUUUCUUGUUCAUAUCAGGGAAUGUUACCCAACCGAAGAGAACGAAAAUGUUUUAUAAAAAGUACCACCAAAAAUUUCAACUCUAUCUGAAACAAAAACAUGGGAUUGAUCUCUAGGGGAAUUAUUAGGGAGCAAAUCGAUCCUGUGGUUUUCAGGUUCCAAAAGCGUGGUACCGUUUUACUGCUUUUGUAGCGGCUGGAGUACGUCGAUAAACCUUUCAUCGAGUACUGCUAUUUGAGGGUACCAGGGCAUGCCCCCUCCCCCCUUAGCUUUGCAACGGAAAGAACCCAUAACUAAACUAACUUUAUUUAUACUGGGUAUAUAUAUAUGGCUAUGAUGUUCAGCAUUAUCUAAUGGAACACAAAGAAAAUCAUGCGGUUUUUAGUUCAGUCCAACAGAAUUUACUCUUCUCACACGCGAUUGAGGUGUAUGUAAGUCAGGGACGCCGGAACUUGGGGGCAGGAGGGGCAGCCGCCCCCGUUGCCCUUUACCAGGAGGGGCAAGGGGGGCAAAGGUGCCCUUUCAAUUUAAAGGAUUGCCUUGGCGAAAUAGCGAAUUGUCAGAAAUGUUAGUGCGAUUCUUUUACGAAUUUGCUUCAGAAAACGCAAGAAAUGCAGUCAUCGAGCUUCAAGAAUAGCACAAUCGCCUGGCGGAGAACCCCCUCACACCCCUAUCAUCCAAUAAAUAGAAAACAUGAUUAGGCGAAGUUCAACUCGCGAUGUUUUGCAAACAUCUCUUAGUAUAUAUCAAUUCAAAAGUGCCCUUUCACGAAAAUCUGCCCCCCUUGCCUUCACAUCGUUCCGGCGUCCCUGAUGUAAGUGCGUUCUACCGAAUUCAUUGCAUCUCUGAUAUUUUCUUUAAAUUUUCUGCAGGUUACCGUCUAUGCGACCAUGUAAUCAGUGAACACAACACACUGAAUUUCCUGGAAUGUUCUCUAUACUGUCUCAGAGAACCUUCUGACUGUAAAUCAAUCAAUUACAAAGCGAGAAAACAUCAACAUCCUUCUAACAACUGCCAGCUCAACGCCGCCACGAAAACAACACAUCCUCAGAAUUUGCUGCCUGAUAAAAACUAUGAUUAUUAUCAACCGCUGGAAAAGGUAUUUUUUAUAUAGAUUUUCUAUGAGACUAUGAACAUUGAACAACAAGUAUCACUAUUAGGCAUGCCACAAACGUUUAUGUUCUUUCAUAAAACUCAUUAAUAAUUCAUGAGGAAAAUACAAAAGAAAUGAAUGUUUAAUCAAUGUUUGUAAAUCGGAUAAAGAUUUGUCCUGAUUUACAUAAACUUCAGCUUUGAUUUUCUCGGCUUAGACAAUGUUUAUUUUUAAAAUUACUUCGCCAAUGAACUCAUAACAUGGGUUUGUAUAUCAGAUAAAGAUAGGCUGCUCAUGUUUUAUCAAGUACUUAAAAGUAAAACGGAACUGUACAGUAGUUAUAUAAGAGCGUUAUAUUUAUUGCCCCAUAACAUUUCCAAAACUAAUUAAAUUUGUUUUUCAAUUGCAGAAAAUAGAAAAAAUAGAAAAAGUAGAAGAUCAAGAGCAAGCAGAAGGACCUGUUAAUUAUGGUAAGAUGACUUGAAACAAAAUUUAUCUUCACAAACAGGGGAAUCGUUUAAUUAAGGUGGCUCCCUACAAUUUAAAAAUAGGGGAAAACCAUGAAUUAGAUCAAACUUUUUGAAGGAAUGUUACUUGUCUGAAAUAAGAAAUUGUACAACGUUUAUAAAGCAACAGUCUAAGAAUACGAAAUUGGUCACAAAAGUGACGUUACCACUGUUGCUAUGGCAACAAUGACUCAAGAUGGCCGAUAUUUUGGCUUUUAACGCACUUUACUUAAAAAAACGCCUGGUUACCCCCAAUUUUUAUUUCAGAAAACAUUUUCUUGUAGUACAAUGAACUAUCUGACCAAGUUUAAAAAAAUCCUUUAAAAUUUUUUAUAAUUGGUCAGAUAAUUUAUUGUACUACAUGAAAAUGUUUUCCGAAAUAAAAAAAUGGGGGCAACCAGACGUUUUUUUAAGUAAAGUGCGUUAAAUUAAAAGCCAAAAUAUGGCCAUCUUGAAUCGUCAUUGUUGCCAUAGCAACAGCGGUGACGUCACUUUUGUGACCAAUUUCCAACUGUUUGAUUUGUUGCUGUACAUAUCGUGUACAAUUUUUGAUUUCUAGCAAACAACAUCUCUUCAAAGACUUGAUCUAAUUUAUGCAGGUUAAGGUUGAAGUUAGGUUGAGGUUAGAUUAGUAAACUCGGAUUUAUUAAUUUACUUUUUCUUAGCAAAAAGUUGUGAUGACCUGUACAAAUCAGGCAAGACAACCACAGGUGUUUAUAUAAUCGACCCAGAUGGCCUGGGAGCUUUUGCUGUUCGUUGUGAUAUGGAAACCACUCCAGGGCGAGGCUGGACUAUAUUCCAAAGACGUGUAGAUGGCUCUGAGGACUUUUACAGGAACUGGACUGACUACAAAACUGGAUUUGGCAAUUUGUCUGGGGAAUUUUGGCUUGGUUUGGACAAGAUUCAUCGUCUCUCAGCCAGUGGGCAGAAUCUACUGAGAGUUGAUCUCGAAAGCUUUGAAAACGAGACUGCUUAUGCAGUUUAUGAAUCAUUUUCUGUGGGAAAUGAAAGUGAAGCUUACAUUUUGAAUUUUGGGACCUACUCAGGUAAUAAUAAUCCCCGAGCCGACGGCACGAAGCGCCGUGCGAGGGUACUAAUUCCCCCCGGCUAUUUACACCCGGGGAAAUGAAAGCAUUAGCGAAGUCUAAAGUUCAUCAAUGAUCGCGGGCGUGGCUCACCAACGAAGUUUCGGUGGGUGGUCAUCCUCACCGAUCUCAUAAUAUAGCGGACUGUCAUGAAUAGCCAACACUGAUUGGUCCAAUUUAAAAUUUGCAUUAUAACGACUGCAUGACGACAGCGAAAUAGCAAACAUUUCUUGAUUGAUAAAUUUCUUGCAAAUAUAUUUCAUUUUUGCUUGCAUUUUUGCAAGAUUUUGUAAAUUUCAAAAGCUUUCUCAGAAAGAAAGGGCGAAAGAAUCGGCUAAAAGAAGGGAGGCGACGUUAACGAAGGUAAGUUUGUUUUAAAUAUUGAUUUUAUAAUUGCUUGCUUUAAAAUCCGACGGCCUUUGCGUAUAUGAAACCAUAGGUGCCCAAAAGUGCGUGUUGAAAUUUUUACCCUCGCGCAUGGCGCUCGGGCAUGUCUACUCAGUUUAUUAUUAUGACUAGUCAUAAUAAUAAACUGAGUAGACUCGAUGCAUGCCCGAGCGCCACGCGCGAGGGUAAAAAUUACAACACGCACUUUUGGGCAGCCUAUGAUGAAACAACUAAACAAGACAGCAUAUAAUUUCAGUGUAUCUUUAGGGAGUGGUCAUUAUUUAUGGGGAGGGGGGGGGAAUGGGGAAAAUAAGGAUUGAAAACUUUUUUGACCCCCCCUCCAGACUGAAGGCAAACUUUUUGUGCCUCCCCCCUCAUAAAAGUAGAAACUUUUCUGACCCCCCCCCAGUGUGGAUUGAAAAAUUAACAGCAAUGAAACAGGUGUGCGUUGCAGGUAAAGUUAGAUAUUAGGACAAUCUGUUUAAUCUAGCUCAUGAUGUUUUACCCUGGUGAAUAUGAUUCAACCAUAUAUGAUUAAAAAUAUAUAUUAUGUGUUACUACUUUGCAAUGCAACAUUUGUCCUACCAUAACCCUAACCCAUGACCCGUCUUCAUACAGCGAAAUGAUUUGAACACAGGGUUUUUUUAAGAACUUGUCUGGGGGUGGGCAUCUACAAAAAGGGACCAUACUAUAUUGAGUGUGGAGAAAUGACAGAUGGUUGUUGUAUUUUCUACCCCUAGAACGGAAAUGUGAGCAUUUUCUGAAACAGAUUUUUGGAUAUACAGCGUUACAUUGUGCGUUGAUAGACCGAAUCUGAUCAGUUAAGUGUACUUGCAUGGUAUGUUUAUGUAAAUACCACAACUGGGUCACUCAGGAGGUAGAAAGCUUGUUAAACGUAGUGGCCCGACUCCCACGAUCGCGAGGCGCUACCAUGGUUGGCACCGAGCAGGGAAAUUUUGAAAAUUCCGAGUCUCUAGAUCGUUGGAAAUAGCAUUUUCAGGGUCUUCUUUUUUGCUAUUUGUGAUUAUAGAAAUCAGAACUCUAGACAUGGUAUUUAAGUUAAAAAACUUUUAUGACCCCCCCUUGUCUGUGUUAAAACUUUAUUGACCCCCCCGUAUUUAUGAGGGUAAAACUUCGUUUGUCCCCCCCCCCUCCCAUUUCCCAACCCCCCUCCCCAUAAAUAAUGACCACUCCCUUAAUAUUGAUUCCCUUUUUUGUUAUAUUGAAUUUUUUAAAUAAAAAAGAAAGCAAAGUUAUUUGCAUGCGAGAAUUUGAAAUCAUUUUAUUGCAAACUCAAAGUUUAUCGAUAAAGCCAUUUAAUUAAAGGCAGUUUUAAUAGUUUUAAUAUAAAGAACACUUUAAAACGUUUUGCGAAGCGUUUGUGGUUGAAUUUUACCUUAAAUUGAAGCUUAUAUUACGUAUAAUAACAUAUACCUAACAUAUAUAUGUUGGGAAAUUGAUAAUUUUGUAAUUAAAAGUGAUAUUUUUAGGCGAUUUUUCAUUUGUAAGAAUAUUCUUAAAAAAUUAUCGUGUUACCAUGACAACUACUUUAGAUACUUAUGUUCGGAAAAUACAAUGGUUUUAUCAGCAAGGCAAGGGUUUCUGCAUGCAUGUAUUUAACAGUUAUUCUACGAACUCGAGUCGAAUACGAGCUGAUAGCCGAUGAGGCGCGUAGCGCCGAAUCGGCUAUUGCUCAUAUAUAUUCGACGAGAGUGAGUGGAAUAACUGUUUUAUUAUAUAAACAAGGUUUGAAUUCACAGACUUUGCUUUUCAGAUAUUUUCAAUAUUUUUCUAUUUUGUUUAUGUUUUUAUCUUCGCUCUUUCGGCCGAGUAUUUUUUCAAAAAUAUAUAUUUUUAACUAUUUUAAAUUUUAAAAAUUCAUUUGCUAGCCUGUAAGCAAUUUGUGGGAGUUUUUUCGUUGUGUUUUUACUGAUCCUGUAAAGGCUAUAAAAAGCGAACAACUUGCCGUUUUCUCGUUCGCAAAAUGUCGGAAAUUCAGUUUGAGCCGCCAUUUUGUUUUUCUCUACUAGCAGGAUAUGAGCUAAUAUCCUCAUAGGAAUAUCCUGCUAGUAGAGAACCAAUCAGAUUGCAGAAUACCUCAUAUAUGAGGUAUUCUGCAAUCUGAUUGGUUCUCUACUAGCAGCCGGAUAUUAGCUCAUAUCCUGCUAGUGAAUGUGCUAGUGAGAGAAAAACAAAAUGGCGGCUCAAACUGAAUUUCCGACGUUUUGCGGACGAGAAAACGGCAAGUUGUUCGCUUUUCAUAGCCUUUACAGGAUUAAAAACACAAUGAAAAAACUCCCACAAGUUGUUUACAGGUGAAUGAAUUAGCAAAUGAAUUUUUAAAAUUUAAAAUGGUUAAAAAUAUAUAUUUUUGAAAAAAAUAAUCGGCCGAAAGAGCGAAGAUAAAAACAUAAACAAAAUAGAAAAAUAUUGAAAAUAUCCGAAAAGCAAAGUCUGUCAAUUCAGACCUUGUGUAUGUAAUAAAACAGUUAUUCCACUCACUCUCGUCGAAUAUGAGCGAUAGAUUCCUCCGAGUCGAGUUCGCAGAAUAACUGUUAAAUACUGCUGAGACCGAUCGGUACUGCUUAAUUGACUACUCGAUCUGAUUAAAAGCAUAAUUUAAGUUUUACAGCACUUAAUUUUGAGCCAGUACAACAAUAUUGUGGUGUCGUAGUGACCACGCCUUCCAUUUCAAGUUCAGAGACCGGGUUCAAUCCUUGGUCGGAUCUCUACUGAAGGUCUUAAGGGACCGGUCAUUAUUUAUGGUGGGGGGUGGCACCGAAGAGAAAUGUUUUUCGUGGCAAAAAUUUUGCUGACCCAACCAUUAAAAAGUAAAAUAUUUGGUUACCCAACCUCAAAUAUCAAUUAAAAAAGAAAUACCCACCCCUGGUCAAAAACAUUACAAAAAUAUACCAUUCAGUUGUCUUACCACUUCUGUGACAUGAGUUUGAUAACGGAUUGUGAAAUUUUCUCCAGUCUAAAGUUUCAUGUUGUCUGCACAUGUACUUUCUUUGGAGACACCAUUUGUCUCCCAACAAAUCGGAAAAUGAUCAAGAUAUAUAUAGUGACUCUGAUUGAUUCACAUAUUGUAUUGACAUAUGACUGUUGACAUUCCUUUUUAGUCUCCAAUAUUUCAGUGAGUCAUGCUUGGAAAUAACAAUAAUUUUUUAUUACCCAACCCUUGAGUUGUUUUGUUUUUCAUUUACCCAACCAUUUACUUACUCAAAAUUUUGUUUACCCAACCAUUUUCUCUUCGGUGCCACCCCCCACCAUAAAUAAUGACUGGUCCCUAAAAUAACAACAUUAUGAGCUCCACCUUUGAAUUUACCAUACGAGUAAAUUCUUAAACACGUCCGAAUUUAUCAUUAUGAUAAAUUCGCGGCACAUUUUGAAUUUAUCAAUAGAGUUAAUCAUAAAACCACAAGCAUUAGACAAGACUUCUUGUUAUAAAUGUAAUGGCACUAAAAGGGAGGGCGACGCAAGGAUGGGGACAUUUUCAAGAUUUUCAAAAUAGUUUUUAAAAACGUUUUUAAAAAGUUUUAAAAGAGUUUUAAAAAGCAAAAAAAGCUUAAAAAGUUAGAUUUUCAAAAAAGUUUAAAAAGUUUAAAAAGUUAGUUAGGGUUAGGGGUUAGUGGUUAGUGGUUAGGGUUGGGGUUAGUGUUAGGUGCCGCGAAUUAAUUUAUUAUUAUGAUAAAUUCAAAAUGUGCCGCGAAUUUAUCAUAAUGAUAAAUUCGGACGUGUUUAAGAAUUUACUUGUAUAGUAAAUUCAAAGGUGGAGCUCAUGCUGUAAAAUAAUUGAAGCGAAAGUGCCACCUUUGCAUUGAGAUCAGUAAAAUGGUUAGACUUUUGCGUCUUCUCAGAUAAAAACGUUAAAGUCGUAGGUACCUCGGAUCCCCUAUCAACUGCUCAUAAGUGAGUGAGAAACUCGAUAAACAAUAAAAAUUUUCAGAAGCUUUUAAAAGCAAAAUCGCGUGUGUUUUUUUGUAACAUCAAAUAGUAAAAUUAAAGGAAAUAACACUGAAACUACACGUGACAUACAUUCGGUGACUUGAUUGGCUAAAAUAUUUAUGAAUUAUUGAGUUUGAUUUUUUCCUGAAUAUUUACUUUACAGGGGCAGCAGGUGAUUCGUUAGCAGUCAACAAUGGGAUGAAAUUCACCACUCCAGGCGUCGACAAUGAUGGGAGAGGGGGUGCUAACUGCGCUACAAACAAGAGAAGCGCAUGGUGGUAUAAUUCAUGUUCGAAUGCAGACUUGAAUGGUAAAUAUCUAGGAGGUGUUCACACGGAAGGAAAGAAAUGCGUUAUAUGGCUUGGCUUUAAAGGAGACAAUUAUUCUUUAAAGAGCAGUGAAAUGAAAGUAAGACCUGAUAAAGUUUAA
Molecule: messenger RNA, 7536 nt
Organism: Paramuricea clavata
Lineage: Eukaryota; Metazoa; Cnidaria; Anthozoa; Malacalcyonacea; Plexauridae
Source: the annotation of a GenBank genome assembly